This is a messenger RNA of Symbiodinium necroappetens, 2040 nucleotides long. NCBI's taxonomy places the organism in Eukaryota, Dinophyceae, Suessiales, Symbiodiniaceae. The record is from the annotation of a GenBank genome assembly.
GCCACUCGGCAUUCGGUGGCUUCGUUCAGUUCCAAAGUCGGCACGCCGUACUAUGUGGCACCGGAGGUGCUGCCUAGAUUCCCCAGGUACAGCGAAAAAGUCGACUGCUGGAGUGCUGGUGUCGUCCUGUACAUCCUGCUCUCCGGGAUCUUCCCCUUUAAGGAAGAGGGCACGACAGCCACCUUGCAGAAGGUCAGAACGGCCAAGUGCACAUUUCCACCAGAAGCCUUUCAGGGCGUCUCCAGAGCAGCGAAGGUUCCCAAGAAGUGGAUGGGCACAGAUCCUCCACUCGUGGCCGUGUUGCGUGCCGAGCACCGUUUCAAGAAGGCAGCGCUCCACGUCCUCGCGCGGCAGCAGGACGACGGCACUCUCAGCGCGCCGGGGGGCCCUGUUUCAAGGUUGCGGCAGGUCUUCACCGAGCUGGACCAGGACGGUGAUGGCAUCAUCACGUUUAACGAGCUCAAGGAAGGCUUGUCCGAGUCUCAAGAGCUCCAGCAUCUGGCUCGGGCCGUGGAUGCAGAUGGCUCGGGCGAGAUCGUGGCCCUGGUGCAGGAGAGCGCUCUCUGGGCGGCCUUCCGGGUCUUCGACAAAAAUGAUGACGGCCGGAUCUCCCUAAAAGAGAUCCAAGAAGUGCUCGGCACCAAAGAGGUCAAUCGCACCGUGUCGAAGGAGCAGAUCAAGAAGAUAUUGGCGGAGGUCGACACGAACGGAGACGGUCUGGGCCUGUCCCUCAUCUGCGAACUCGAUUGGUACAGCGAUGUACAGCGUAAGCCCUUGGUUGUCUCGGCUGACUUUCAGGGCAUAGGAUGGGUGCGGCUCAUUCUCCGACGCAUCCUUGGCAUAUCAGGCGGUUCAACUGAGGGCUUGGCGCUUUGGGCGUGCCUGGUGGCCACUCUGGCCUUUCAAACGCUCGGCGGGACGUCUGUGGAGCCUGGAGAGGUGGUCGUAUCACUGACAAGGCAACGGAGGCCCUUGCCCGACAGCUGGGGGCGACGGCAAAGCACGGUCGAGUACUUUGCAGAGGUGGAAGUCGGCUCGCCAAGCCAGAGCUUUCGCAUGAUCUUUGACACUGGGAGUGCCAAUGUUGUGAUCCCUUCGAGUCAUUGUUUAGCACCAAGCUGCCUGCAAAGCAGGCGCUACGAUGCCAGCCGAUCGAGCACAGCAGAGCGCGAGCUGUGCUCGAAAGACAUCGAGGCCAGCAACUACACACGCGAGGCCGUGACGCUGGCGUUCGGCACGGGACAAGUCACCGGCCACUAUGCGAAGGACCAGGUGUGCCUGGGAGAAGGCCUCUGCGCAGCCCUGAGCUUUGUGGAGGCCACGAACCAAAGUGAGCACCCCUUUCUCAAUGCGCCCUAUGAUGGAGUGCUUGGCUUGGCCCUUCCUCAGCUUUCCCAGGAUCACGGCUUCUGCCUCUUUGACGAGUUGGUAAAGAGUCGGAAGCUUGCCCGGCCGCUCUUUGCCGUCUACUUCUCCCUUGAGGAGGGCGAGAUCAGCUUCGGGAAGGUGGAUGUUAAGCGGAUGGAGUCCGAGCUGAAGUGGGCCCCCGUCUGGAAGCCUGGAUUCUGGCAGGUGUCCCUCACGGAUCUGACCCUGAAUGGCUCGAAGACCGAGCUCUGUGGGGCCCCGGGCUCCUACACCGCCUGCGCCGCCGCCCUCGACACCGGGACUUCCGCGUUGACAGCGCCCACCCGCCUCGCGCGGCAGCUGGCGGAGCUUCUCAAGGUUGCACCGGAUUGCAGCAAUUUCGAUGCACUCCCUACCCUUGGCUUCCUCUUGGAGGAGGCGGACUUGGAGCUGCAGCUGACACCGCAGGACUACGUGGAGCGGGAGGAGGGUACCUGCGAGCUGCAGCUAAUGGCGGUAGACGUCCCGCGUCCUGACGGUCCGCUUUUCCUGCUUGGUGAUCCUUUCCUGAGGCGGUACUACACCGUCUACGAUCGCCAGCGCCUGCGCAUGGGCUUCGCAUUGGCACGCCAAAGCAUCAAUGAAAAGAGCGACUGGAAUGAGAUAAACAAGCACUGGUCGACUUUCGAAUAG